Molecule: messenger RNA, 1542 nt
Organism: Xylona heveae TC161
Lineage: Eukaryota; Fungi; Ascomycota; Xylonomycetes; Xylonales; Xylonaceae
Product: DNA damage response protein RcaA
Exons: 6
Coding region: 207-1385 (392 amino acids)
Biological process (GO): double-strand break repair via homologous recombination; mitotic G2 DNA damage checkpoint signaling
Cellular component (GO): Mre11 complex
Molecular function (GO): protein binding; damaged DNA binding
Source: RefSeq, a predicted model, not a curated record
CAAGCAUUUAUUUUCGACCCUCGCUCUCAUUUACCAUGAACGGUACCACAUGGCGGAGAGUUUUGCCAAGGCUGCCUUAACGAAAGUGCACCCCACGUGACCACGUGUCAGCCGGGCGCCGGGCAGUCACGUCCCCCAAUUCAACUGGCCUACAAAUCAUCCCACCAGAGCAGCCAUUUGCGAUGCAAAUUUGAAUCAGCCGGAUCAUGUGGGUGCUUGAGUGUGAUGGAGACGUGCUGCAGAACAAACGAAUCUGGCUGCGGCCUGGAAAGAAAUAUCUAUUCGGAAGGACCCGCCUGGGAACAGGAUUUGCUAUUGAGAAUAAAUCGAUAUCCCGCAAACACCUGACCAUCUCACUUGCCGAAGUGAAACCAGGUGAUGGGUCGCUUGUGCACACCCGAUCUACUUUGACCAUUGAGGAUCAAAACUCAAAGAUCGGAACACUACUCGACGGAGAACAGAUCAGAGGCCAGUCGAGGAUCUUGAAAGAUGACGAGCAUCAGAUCAAGUUGGGCAGUUAUGAGUUCUUAUUCCGAAUCAAAUGGGUGCCUGUGGUCAUUUCUUUUUCGUUCCCCAGCAAAGAACAAAAGAAGAAGGAUCCUCUGCUUACUGUGCGUUCUCGGCUGGAGGCUUUGGACGUCAAGACGGUCUUGCCAUACAUUAUUGAUAAAACCACACACGUAGUGGCAAAUAAGCGCAACACAGCCAAGGGAUUACAAGCAUUGAUCAAUGCUCGAUGCAUUGUCACCGAGAGCUUCAUCGACGCACUGGUGGCCGCGGCCAGUCCGCAGGAUCCCGAUGACUCAGAAAGCCAAUCACUCUUGGAAUUUGAUUUUGACGCAAACUGGCCCGAUGCAUUGCAAUAUCUUCCGGAUCCGGGGAAAGAGCCAUUCCCUCGGCCAUCCUUUUACUUUGCUCCUGAUCCGCACAGGACGAAAAUCUUUGAAGGUUAUAUUUUCGUGUUUUGUGACCAGGCGCAGUUUGACAAUUUGCAACCUCCCAUUGUAAAUGGUGGCGGCAAAGCCUUGAUAUACCGGUUGGAAGUGGGAAAGACAACUGCUGCGGACGUCGUUCGGUUUGCAAAGAAUGCGGCAGGGGAAAAGGGAUUGGGCGAGUUUGAAGAUAAAAGUGAAGGCGAAGGAGUCGUCUUGGUGAGGUUCCGAGCCAAGGAUCCAUAUGAGACUUGGGCCAUUGAGCUAGGCAACGAAAUUGCACAGUCAUUAGAUCAGCGUGUCAUUGAACAGAGCGAGUUUCUUGACGCUAUCCUCACAAACAAUCCAGCUACGUUGCGGAAGCAGCUUCCGGAAGAAGACGACGGGACACUUCCCCCUUCCGCUGCUCUUCCGCCUUCAAGCCUUUUCCCGAUGUGGAACCACCGGCAGUAGAAGCUUCUGCGACUCCAGCAGAAGCAGUCUCACAAACGCCAGCGCCAGCAACUCAGGCUUCUCAAGGACGCGCCCGCACACGAAGACCAAUAACGAGUCGCUUCAAAGGAUUUGAAGACUCAGACGAUGACAUUGACGAAGAGCCGAUCAGUUCUCG